CACAGGCUCAGGUCUCUCCAUAGCGCACCGAUCCGCUGCUCACCAGGAGGCCAGGAGACACUUAGAUUAGAAAUAUUAAAUUAGUUGUUUUUUUUAUUUACAGGAUUUAGAGAAGACUUCUUAUGCCCGUGUGUGUGUGUGAGUGAGAGAGAGAGAGAGAGAGAGAGAGAGAGCGUGUGUGAGUGAGUUUCAUGCACUGAGACUUUCUGGAGCCGGAAUGAACACAUAACCAACACCAGCGCGCAUCAAGAGGCAUUUGGGAAGAGCGCGCGGAGAGUGUGUGAGAGUGUGUACGCCUGCGUGUUUCAUGCCGUGUUUGUGGGACACUGUGGACCUUAUGGACCUAAAGGAAGGGAUGAACCGGUCCGGUGUGAGCGAGCCCACCGCGGGAUGGUGUGAGAACGGCACGGAGGAGGUGGCGGCACCGGGGAAGCUGGCGCUCGGCAUCGGCGCGGACAACGUGGUCGCGCUGCUCGCGUUCGCGCUCAUCUUCGCGCUGGGCGUCCUGGGCAACUCGGUGGUGAUCGCGGUGCUGGCGCGCAGACGUCCCGGGGCGCCGCGCGGCACCACCAACAUCUUCAUCCUGAACCUGAGCGUGGCUGACCUGUCCUACCUGCUCUUCUGCGUGCCCUUCCAGGCCACCGUGUACGUGCUGCCCACUUGGGUGCUGGGCGCGUUCCUCUGCAAGUUUACGCACUACUUCUUCACCGUCUCCAUGCUCGUGAGCAUAUUCACGCUCUCCGCCAUGUCCGUGGAUCGCUACGUUGCCAUCGUGCACUCGCGCAGGUGCUCCGGAGUGCGCGUGGCUCGACACGCCGUGCGCGCCAUCGCCGUGAUCUGGACGCUGUCGCUGGCCAUGGCGGCGCCCGUGGCGCACUACCAGAACAUCAUCGAGCACGACGGGAACGCCACGUACUGCUGGGAGCUGUGGCCGAGCGCGCGGGACCGGAAGAUCUACGUGGUGUGCACGUUCGUGUUCGGCUACGUUCUGCCGCUACUGCUCAUCUGCUUCUGCUACGCCAGUGUUUUAAACCACUUACACAAAAAGCUGAAGAACAUGUCCAAAAAAUCAGAGGCAUCGAAGAGGAAGACGGCACAGACAGUAUUGGUGGUCGUGGUGGUGUUCUGCCUCUCUUGGCUCCCUCAUCACAUCGUCCAUCUGUGGGUGGAGUUCGGCUCAUUCCCUUUGAACCAAGCGUCUUUUAUGUUCCGCGUCAUUGCGCACUGCCUGGCCUACAGCAACUCCUCGGUCAAUCCAAUCAUCUACGCUUUCCUCUCUGAAAAUUUCCGGAAGGCAUACAAGCAAGUGUUCAAGUGCCAGAGCAACAGGGGAUCUCCGUCCAACGAUGUUAAAGGAGUACGCAGCAAAGCCGAGACUCCACCGAUCACCAACUGUACCAGCGUUUAAUGGAUACACACUGCGUGUCAAAAUGAAAAAAGCAGUUUCUUUCUGAACAUAAUAAAGCCUGACCUGGGCUAAGGACCAUGAAAGACAGUUAAACUACUAUAUGUACAUAAAGCUUCCCUUAUGCAGAGUGUACAGUAUACAAUCUUUGCCCUAAUUUUCCUGCCUGUCCUCACGUGAUGUGAUUUCCACUGCCGGGUUUCCAUGUCAACAUCCACCUAGUAGUAAAUGCGGCCAUUUAGCGCAUGAGAGGAAACUCUUGGUGGAUGAAACAGGAACAAGUCAAAGGACUGUGGGCAUUGUGAAGGGUAUUUUGUGUGGACAGAAAAUGAGAACAUUGACGUUGAAGAUCUGAAGCUUUGCCUUUACGAUCUGUGCUGGUGAUCCCUUCUGGUCAGAGGAAAUAUAAUUUAUGCAGUAGAGCAAUUGUGUGCUUUUCAAAGCCUUGUCAUGAACAUUAGACAUUGACAGCUCUAACUGCAGCUCACUUUCUUCAUCCAAACAGUCAAUGUGUCCAGUCUUGCUCCACCAUGUCUCCUAUGGGAACAUGGAGAAAAAGGAUGGAUGGACACCUAUUACUCUCUCUGACCUCUUUAUUUAUCUCCCCAUAGAGCUUGACGAGGUUACGUUCAGGUGACCGGACUGGCUGUACUGUUAAACACAAUACUGCCACUGUAAUGCCUGGCCUCAAACUCAGGAUACAGAGUUUAAUCAUCAAUAAAACACUCAAUCCAUAAAAUAAAUCAUAAGCCAACAGUAUAGUGUGGUGUCAAACACAAACAUGAGUCCAAUGACUAUCUAAAUGGGUGAUCCAAAAGUGCCCAAAACCCCAGCAAAGAUCAGAGAGAAACACCAAACGAAAUAAGACAACAUUGAUGAUGUGUGUAUAGUAAAUUUUUAAAACCCCAAGAACCAUAAAUGAUCAUGUUCUGUAAUAAUGUUCAUAUUAGUUUUGUAUGCACCAUGUCCUGUAAAAGUCUGGUCAUUUGCCAAUGUCUAUAUGAAUUUGACCACACUGUCUCCCCUUUCAAUGUAAAGUAAGUGGAGCUAAUCUUGUGUAAAUCUACAUAAGCUUGUCCUUGAACGCUCACAAGGUUGUUGUUUCUUGUCAUCUCCCACAUUGUAUUUAUCAAAUACAAUGUAUACACACAUGUAUGUUGUCAACCUGGUGAGUGAAAACUAGCCCAGAACUCUAAUUCAGAAGCAAGCUAGUUUGUAAAAACCUACCUGAAGUGAAAGUUAACUAGUGUGUGAAAGCUAUCCUAGCAAGAAAAAGUGUGCCUACCAGGUAAUCGACACUAACUAGUGAGUAAAAGCUUAUCUAAAAAUCAAAAGAGUUAAAUGAAACAACGCAAAAGCUAAUCAGUGACCAAAAGCCAAUCUAGCAAGAUAAAGCACCAACCCUCCCAAUGAUCAAACUCUAACUACUGAGUAAAAGCUAAUCUUGCAAGAAAAGCCUUCCCUUAGAAGCGAUAGCUAACACAUGAAACAUCAAACAUGUCUUGACUACAUUAUGUUCAUUUCUCUGAACUAUUGCUUUAAAAUAAGAGUGCUGGAAAGCUCCAACUAAACCAUAACAUCAUCAUUCUCUCUGAUAUGGUUUAACAUGUGUCUAUACAAAAAUGGUUCCUUUCUAUUCAAACUUUCACAAUACGUCUAGCAUGUUUACUGAAUAAGUUUCACUGCAUAUAGGAUCCAACGCUGUAAAUAUUAACUUUCGUGCAUAUUUCAUAUGUGUAUGUGUUUACUGUGCCUUUAUUUAUGACCUUAUGACAUUGUCGUAUAUUAUUGAGAGGAAAAAUGUGUGUAUGCCUCUUUUCAUGGAGUACCUCAUGUGAAACUGUGUAUUCAGCCACUUGGCUACUGUAAUGAUACAUAAGUUGCUUAUUUCUGGUGAAGUCAAUAGUGUGUGUUUAACCUGAAACUGAGGCACACACCUGAAUAUUAAAGUGUGAAUUAAAGUGUGUGUGUCUGGCUAAAAUGAGUACUAUGAUUAUUUAGCUCAUUAUUGAAAACACAAAUAUUUAGAUUUAUCACAAUUAUUCAGGCAGGCUCUGCUUGAUCAUUUUAUCUCAACAGAAAACUGCCCUUUUUCACAUUGUACAAUAUAAGCCUGUAUUCUUUCGCAAACAAUCCCUAAAUCACAAUACGUUCAAGUGUAAAGUGAAUAAAGUGUACAGCAUUUGGAGGUAUCCAUUCCGUAGCUUGUAACUACAGUCAGAGCUGCAGGUUUCUGGUCCUCUAAAGCUGCCUCAUCUCUUCUCUUCUGCUUUGGUGAGUGUAUUUUUUUUAUACAUUACUAGCACCUCUUCUUUCAUAGAACGCUCUGGGUGCCCAUUACCAU
This is a messenger RNA of Pangasianodon hypophthalmus (striped catfish), 3749 nucleotides long. RefSeq names its product galanin receptor type 1. The coding region runs from base 308 to 1408 and encodes 366 amino acids. Gene Ontology annotation, cellular component: membrane. Gene Ontology annotation, molecular function: galanin receptor activity. The transcript has 3 exons. The record is from RefSeq and is a predicted model, not a curated record. Lineage: Eukaryota; Metazoa; Chordata; Actinopteri; Siluriformes; Pangasiidae. Gene Ontology annotation, biological process: G protein-coupled receptor signaling pathway; negative regulation of adenylate cyclase activity; positive regulation of cytosolic calcium ion concentration.